Macrosteles quadrilineatus (aster leafhopper) is the source of this 2859-nucleotide messenger RNA. It is a transcript of the gene Nrk, whose product is annotated as tyrosine-protein kinase transmembrane receptor Ror2. Gene Ontology annotation, cellular component: signaling receptor complex. The coding region runs from base 158 to 2119 and encodes 653 amino acids. NCBI's taxonomy places the organism in Eukaryota, Metazoa, Arthropoda, Insecta, Hemiptera, Cicadellidae. Gene Ontology annotation, biological process: protein phosphorylation; cell surface receptor protein tyrosine kinase signaling pathway; multicellular organism development. The record is from RefSeq and is a predicted model, not a curated record. The transcript has 8 exons. Gene Ontology annotation, molecular function: ATP binding; transmembrane receptor protein tyrosine kinase activity; protein binding.
AAAAAAUGACAUCAGUUAUUUGGACUGGAAAUUGUAAUGUAAUCUACUAAGCGUUCAUCAUUUGGAAAACUAUACAAACUAGGGUUCCAAUUGUACAAAUAAAUAAGCCUAUGUCUGCCAUGCUUGAUGAAACUGAUGGCAUACAUCUAAACAACUGAUGGGUCUUGUUCAGUGGAAUGCAGUUUUCCUUCUUGGGCUCACCGCAGUAAUUACUAAUGAGCAAGAAAUGUCGACGGGCAAAUGUGCUCCAUACAGUGGUAAGGUGUGCAAGUCUUAUCUGGCUGGCGUAGGUCAGGUUUGGUUCAACAGUUCCGACUCUGGAGGGAGAAAUGAAAACAUAACCGCAGGUCUUUGGGAGGAAAUGAUUAAAACACUUCAAGAGCCUUGUAGAUCAGCUGCUGAAAAAAUGCUCUGCCUUUACGCUUUUCCUCAGUGCCACAUAGUGAAUGGAUUUCCAGUUGGCCUUCCUCUUUGCUAUGAAGACUGUGUCGCCAUUAGAGAUUUGUUUUGCUAUAACAACUGGGCAUUGAUAGAAAACAACAAACAGCAUGGUGUCUACUACCAGACAAGGGGACACUUCCGUCUUCCCAACUGCACAGCUUUGCCCCGACUUGACACCGACAAACCUGUCUGCUCUCAUGCCAAACUUACGCAAGUUAAUAAGGAUGAAGUUACUUAUGAUUGUGUAAAAGGAAGAGGACGAUAUUACUUUGGUUACGUCAACAAAACCAAAACCGGAAUCCCUUGUCAGAGAUGGGACUCUUCCAAGCCCCACUCUCACGACAGACCUCCCGAUGUUUUCCCUGAAGUUCAAAACGCUGAUAACUACUGUCGUAACGCCGGAGGGGAGGAGCCAGGACCUUGGUGCUACACCAUGGACCCAGAAACUCGCUGGCAACUCUGCGACGUGCCUGCUUGUGACAAUACAACCACCAAUUGGACAUCGGAUACACCUGGAGGGAUAAACUUGGACUACUUUACUAAAGACACCUAUCUUCUGGUAGUUGCAAGUGUAGGGGUCCUCACAUUAAUAUUAGUCAUCUUAUUGGUCAUACUCUGCCAUAGACUGUUCAAGCAAAGACUUGCCUACAGACCAACACCCACACAGGAUGUAAAUAUUGAUUUAGAAAAACUUCCAAAUAAUUCAGCCUAUCAUAAAACUGGGACCAGUUUGAAUCCUAAGCUUGAAAAAUUGGAGUUUCCAAGAAAUGAUAUCAUCUAUAUUAGAGAUCUGGGACAAGGUGCUUUUGGAAGAGUGUUUCAGGCUAAAGCUCCAGGUUUGCUGAAAGGAGAAGAGUUCACCUUGGUAGCAGUGAAAAUGCUGAAAGACGAAGCUUCGGAAGAUUUGCAAGUGGACUUUGAGCGAGAAGCUUGUCUGUUGGCUGAAUUUGACCAUCCCAACAUCGUUAAACUGUUGGGAGUUUGUGCUAUGGGCAAACCUAUGUGUUUGUUGUUCGAGUACAUGGGCCGCGGGGACUUGAAUGAGUUUUUAAGAUCAUGUUCCCCCAGUAACUAUAUUGUGCGCAGUUCCGAAGGUGGAGGUGAUCUAUUUCGUGAUAUUCAACUCACCACUGCCGACUUGCUAAAAAUAGCUCAACAAGUAGCUGCCGGCAUGGUGUACCUUUCUGACCGGAAAUUUGUUCAUAGAGAUCUAGCUACUAGAAAUUGCCUCAUAGAUGACAAUAUGGUGGUUAAAAUUGCUGAUUUUGGGCUUUCUCAAAAAAUGUAUUUGCAAGACUAUUACAAAGGUGAUGAGCACGACGCGAUUCCCGUUAGAUGGAUGCCUCUCGAAUCAAUUCUUUACAACAAGUACACUGUUGAAACAGAUGUUUGGGCCUACGGUGUUUGCUUGUGGGAAAUAUUUUCAUUCGCUCUGCAGCCCUACUAUGGAAUGACUCAUGAAGAAGUUGUCAAAUUUAUCAAAGAGGGAAAUAUGCUACAAUGUCCUGACAAUACUCCAAAGCCAAUGUAUGAACUGAUGAAACUGUGCUGGAACCGCAAACCGGCUGCAAGACCGAGUUUUCGGGUUAUUUAUCAAACUCUAGAAACUAUUCAAGCUGAUUUUAUGCGAGAAAUGACUCAGAGAAUCAGUCAUUUUCCUCCUCGGGUUCAUGUUUAAACUCAAUGUUUUAAAUCCUUAGUGUUCUUUGUUUAUCGAUUACAUGUAAUCUUUUUAUAUUUUGUAGACCGAGUUCAGUAAGAAUUCAGAAACUGAAAAUAUUAUAUGAUCAGCUCUUUUGUUAGUUACCCGAUUUCUUUUAGUGGUGAAACCUGUAGAUAUGUGUUUAAUGUAACUAUAUAAGUAUUUACAAUUAGUGGCAUUCCCGCUUCUUUCCUUGUAUAUUAUGCUCGUGUAUUUGUAGUUUGCUUAGAGAUAUUUUCAUAAUUUAAUUUUUAUUAUUAUUUAUUUGUGAAUUCUAUUCUAAAAAAUCUCCCUACUUAAUCAUUUCCUCUGUUUAUUUGGUAUACUUUUAUUUUUUAUUAUCUGCAGUGAUGGUCAAAUGCAGAUGUUUCGAAUCUGAAACCCAAUUCUGAACUUUUCAUAUACUAAUUUUCCUCUUAUACGUAAUGCCUAACAAUUUCACGCAAGUCUUUCAUUUUUAUGAUGGGCCAUUGAUUUUAACCACAUUAUAAUAAAUAUUACAUGGGAAAUUGUCUUUGAUUUUUUGUGAUGAAGAAACACUGCAAUUUUCACUACCAACCAUGGAUUCCUUGAAAAAUUAUGAAUUCUAAGGACCAUUAAAAGGAUAAUGUGUAAAUUUCUCACUGCACAAAUUAGGUGCCCAAAUUUUUUCCUGUGUCUUUGUAUCCUUAGUUGUCAGUACAAGUGAUUUUUAUGUGUACAUCCUCUUUGUCAAU